Molecule: messenger RNA, 1656 nt
Organism: Marmota flaviventris (yellow-bellied marmot)
Lineage: Eukaryota; Metazoa; Chordata; Mammalia; Rodentia; Sciuridae
Source: RefSeq, a predicted model, not a curated record
AUGGAUAAGAAACCUUGGCAGUGUACCCAACAAGGGAACUCCUUCCGGGACCAUUCCACCUUGUUUGGCCUUCAGGAAAGUCACACUGGAGGCAAACCCUUUACAUGCAAGGACUAUGGGAAGGCCUUCAGCCAGAGCUGUUCACUUACAAAGCAUCAGAAGUCUCACACAGGAGAGAAACCCUUUAAAUGUAGUGAGUGUGGAAAGGCCUUCAGCCAGAGCUCCUCGCUCAGUGACCACCAGAGAAUCCACACGGGCGAUAAGCCCUAUGAGUGCCACGAGUGUGGGAAAACCUUCACCAAGAGCACCCACCUGAUCCAGCACAUGUGCAUCCACAACGGGGAGAAGCCCUAUGAGUGUGGCAAGUGUGGGAACGCUUUCUGCAGAAGCACACACCUGACCCAGCACCGCAGGACCCACACGGGAGAGAGGCCCUAUGAGUGCCAGGAGUGCAGGAAGGCCUUUAAAGAUGCCUCUUCCCUCAGUCAUCACAUGCUGACUCACCGGGGAGAAAAGCCCUAUAAGUGUCCUGACUGUGGGAAAGGCUUCAGCGGCCUCUCAGGGCUCGUACAGCACAAGAGAAUUCACAUGGGAGAGAAACCAUACUCCUGUCCCAAAUGCAGGAAGGCCUUCAGCCAGAACUCAUCCCUGAUCAAACACCUGAGGUUUCACAUGGGGGAACAGCCUUUUCAGUGCAGUGAGUGUGAGAAGGCCUUCAGCCAGAGCUCAUUGCUCAUCCACCACCAGACAGCUCACACCAAAGAGAAGCCCUUCCGGUGCAAAGAGUGUGGCAAAGCCUUUGGCCAGGGUGUACACCUGACAGAGCACCUUUGCAUCCACAGCGGGGAGAAGCUGUAUGAGUGCAAUGAAUGUGGCAAAGCAUUUACCCAGAGCUCAUCUCUCAUCGACCACCAAUGUAUCCACACCGGAGAGAAGCUCUGUAGCUGUUCAGAGUGUGAGAAGGCCUUCAGCAAGAGCUCAUCCCUUAACCAGCAUCUGAGGACUCAUACGGGCGAGAAGCCCUACAAGUGCCACGAGUGUGGGAAGGCCUUCACCAAGAGCAUGCACCUGACCCAGCACAUGUUCAUCCACACUAGGGAGAAGCCCUAUGAGUGUGGCAAGUGUGGGAAGACCCUCCACAGAAGCACGCACCUGACCCAGCACUGCAGGACCCACACUGGGGAGAGGCCCUACAAAUGUGAUGCAUGUGGCAAGGCCUUCACAGACACCUCGUCCCUCUCUAGGCAUCUCUUUGUCCAUACUGGUGAGAAACCCUACAGAUGUGAUGAAUGUGGAAAAGCCUUUAGUGGCCCCUCAGGGUUCAUUCACCAUCAAAGAACACACACAGGGGAGAAGCCAUAUGAAUGCACAGAAUGUGGAAAAGCCUUUAGCAGAAGUGCAUACCUUAUCGAACAUCAGGGAAUUUACACUGGAGAGAAACCCCACAAUUGCAAAGAAUGUGGGAAGGCCUUCAGCCAGAGCUCACACCUUACAAAGCACCUGAGGACACACACUAGAGACAAACCCUAUAUAUGUAAACAAUGUGAGAAGGCCUUCAGCCGGAAUUCAUCCCUUAUGCAUCAUCAGAAAACUCAUUCCGCAGAACAGUCCUAUGAAUGUUGCAAUUCCUUCAGUGAAUCCACAGCCUUGGUUUAG